Molecule: messenger RNA, 1143 nt
Organism: Chlorella variabilis
Lineage: Eukaryota; Viridiplantae; Chlorophyta; Trebouxiophyceae; Chlorellales; Chlorellaceae
Exons: 6
Coding region: 70-849 (259 amino acids)
Source: RefSeq, a predicted model, not a curated record
GAGUAGUGCCAUACCACACCGACACUUCCCCUGAGUUGCACCAGGUUCCAGCCCCUCCCCACCUCCACCAUGUCGGCCCGGGCAACUCUCGCUCCCCAGCUGCAGGCGGGGAGGCAGCAGCGUGCAGAGGCUGGAUGCCGGCGCAGAGCGCGUGUGGCGGCGGCAGUGCACUGCAGCGCCCAGCAGCAGCGGCAGCAGCAGGGGGCGCCAGCGGGUGUGGGGCCGGCAGGCGCCGGGUUUGGUGCGCUGGCGGCUGCCCUCCUCCUCGUGGCUCAGCCAGCCUCGGCCGAGUUGAAUAAGUACGAGUUUGGCGUGACGGGCGAGUUCAACGUCGGCACCGCUCGCCAGUACGGCGAGGCAGACGUCAAGGGCCAGGACUUCAGCAACCAGGACCUGCAGCGCAGCAACUUCACCGCCGCCGACUGCCGCGACGCCAACUUCCAGAACAGCAAGCUGCAGGCCGCAUACUUCAUGAAGUCGGUCCUGGCUCGGGCCAACCUGGAGAACGCCGACCUCUCAGACGCGCUCAUGGACCGCGCUGUGAUCGUGGAUGCCAACCUGAGGGGCGCGGUGCUGCAGCGCGCCAUCCUCACCCGCUCCGACCUGGACCGCUCAGACAUCUACGGCGCCGACUUCACAAAUGCGCUGGUCGACAAGACGCAGCAGAUGGCGCUCUGCAAAUACGCGGAUGGCGUCAACCCCAUGACCGGCGUGUCCACCCGCAAGUCGCUCAACUGCGGCUCAUCGCGCCGCUUCAAGGCGUCGUCGCCCUCCAACCCCGACGGCCCGCAGGUGCCCGAGGCAGAGAAGGAGGCCUUCAACAAGAGCGUGCCACUCUACCGCCAGUGAAUGCCUGUGCUGGCAUCAGCUUGAGAAGACCUUGUAUGAGGAGAGGCCGUGAACCGCCGGCCAAUGAAACCACAAUGCAUCCCUCGCCCACGUGACUGCAACCUGCCAGCAGCGCAGGAUCGUUUUUUCGAUAAACCUUGAUAUCUGUUGCCUUGCUCUCAGUUCUGAGGCCCGCUUCGCCCCCUCUGAGUGCCAUUCUUUCCGGUCCCUAUCAUACCUGGGUUCUCACUUUUUUGUAGUCGCAGGUGUUGCACGCCAGCUCUGGUUUGCCCAACGAUGCAAACAACACGAUGC